CUUCAGUAAUCAAUCAAAGGAUUCUCCAGAACAGCUUUUAGUAGCUUUCCAAUGGCGAAAACACUUCAUCUUUUGCCUCUGAUUUUACUCUUGAUGCUGAAUGCUGUAGCAGAGGCAAAAUCUCUACCUCAUGAGACUGAGAUAGCUAAAAGCUCAAGCCAUGCAAAAUGCCUAAUCAAGAAAUACAAGCACUGCUAUAAUUUGGAGCUUGUUUGCCCAGCUUCCUGCCCCACUAGUUGCACUGUUGACUGUGUUUCUUGCCAACCCAUCUGUCUUGAUGGCUCUACUUCUCCACCAGUCUUUCUCUCUCGCUCACUAUCAGAAUCUGAUGUUUAUGGCCAUGAAUCAUCACCUGGAAGUUAUAAUGACAAUGAUAACAAUAAUGGCAAUAACAAUGGCAACAACAACAUCGGCAACAAUAAUGGCAAUAAUAACGGCAAUAAUAACGGUAAUGACGACGACAAUAACAAUGAUGACAAUGGUAACAAUGGCAAGCAUGAUGGUAACAGCAAUGGCCACAAUAAUGGCAACAACAACGGGAACAACACUGACCACAAUAAUGGCAACAACAAUGGCAACAACAACGGAAAAAACCAGGAUGAUAAAGGCCAUGGAGAAGACCAUGAUGACAAUGGCCACAACAAUGGUAACAAAUCACCACCUGACUCUCGCACCCCUUUACCGCCAUCAUAUGGACCACCUCCUCAAUAUAAUCCAACUCCAUCUCCUCCAAGUACUCCAACUCCAACCCCUAUACCCUCUUCACCAUCACCAUCAGUACCAACACCAGCACCUCCUACUUCAACAGCAACUCCAUCUACCUCACCAAAGACGGCCAAAUGCAGAAACAAGAACUAUACGCAGUGCUACAAUAGUGAGCAUGUCUGCCCUAGUUCUUGCCCUGGUGGAUGUGAGGUUGAUUGUGUCACUUGCAAGCCUGUGUGUAAGUGUGACAGGCCUGGAGCAGUUUGUCAAGACCCUCGAUUUAUUGGUGGAGAUGGCAUUACUUUCUACUUCCACGGCAAGAAAGACCAUGAUUUUUGCCUUGUUUCUGAUACUAACCUCCACAUCAAUGCCCAUUUCAUUGGCAAGAGGAAUGAAAAGAUGACAAGGGACUUCACUUGGGUCCAAUCCAUUUCUAUCCUCUUUGGUAAUCACCAAAUCUACCUUGGUGCCCUUAAGACCUCAACAUGGGAUGAGUCUGUGGAUCGCCUUGCCCUCUCCUUUAAUGGCGAACCCUUGACUCUCUCAGAAAAUGAAAACAGCAGCUGGCAAUCUGCAAGCGUACCAGGCGUAUCCAUCACGAGAACUAGCAGAACCAACAAUGUCAUAGUUGAAGUUGAAGGGAACUUCAAGAUCACAGCUAAGGUCGUGCCGAUAACUGAAGAAGAUUCAAGAAUUCACAACUAUGGUAUUAAAAGAGAUGAUUGCUUUGCGCAUCUUGAUCUUGGGUUUAAAUUUUACUCUUUGAGUGAUGAAGUGAAUGGUGUACUGGGCCAAACCUAUAGACCUGGAUAUGUAAGCCGGGUGAAUAUUGGUGCAAAGAUGCCUGUAAUGGGAAGGAACAAAGAGUUCCAAACUUCAAGCCUCAUCGCUGCAGAUUGUGUAGUUGCUCGAUUCAGUGGUGACAAUGUCCUCAGUAAGGAAGGUUCUUUGCAGGGUUUUGAGUUACCAAGUUUGAGUUGUGCAAGUGAGAUUGACGGCCAAGGAGUAGUAUGCAAGAGAUAGACAAAUGCAUGGUACAAAUUGACUCAUUUCAUAAUAAAUGAUCUAAGAAUAAAAAUGUCAAAAACCAUUAGAGGUGAAAUAAAAUAGCCUCUGGUUUCGCAAAUUGAUUAUUUUGAUUGG
Messenger RNA from Ricinus communis (castor bean), 1848 nucleotides. RefSeq lists its product as uncharacterized. The transcript has 2 exons. The record is from RefSeq and is a predicted model, not a curated record. The coding region runs from base 52 to 1728 and encodes 558 amino acids. Lineage: Eukaryota; Viridiplantae; Streptophyta; Magnoliopsida; Malpighiales; Euphorbiaceae.